Messenger RNA from Babesia microti strain RI, 591 nucleotides. RefSeq names its product step II splicing factor, putative. The transcript is spliced from 2 exons. The record is from RefSeq and is a predicted model, not a curated record. The coding region runs from base 1 to 591 and encodes 196 amino acids. Lineage: Eukaryota; Apicomplexa; Aconoidasida; Piroplasmida; Babesiidae.
AUGUGGAUAGGGAAGAUUGGCAAUAAGUCGGCCGCCUUUAUUAACCACAAGGAAUUUCACCCAGGCAACUUUGAAAACCUGGAAAAAGUAUGGAUCGCAGAGGAAAAGCACCAGCGAGAGCUCAAGCGCCAGAAGGAGAUGUUAGAGAAGAGAGAGGAGGAGAUUAAACUUCGUCAAAUUACUAAUGACCUGAGGCAGCAGGAACAACGCCAACUCCUAAGAGAAAUCAGAAGAAGGGAACAGGAAAUUGAUGAGGAACACUCCGAGUAUAUCAAAGUCCUCCAAGAAAGAUCGUUCACUUCGGGCGAGGUUGUUAAUAGCGAGAAACGUAGCAGGCAGCAAGCUAGAGUCUGGGCUAAGUCUAAAUACAAGGAGAACAUAAUGCCUAACAACCAUUCAUCGGUAUAUGGUAGUUGUUAUGAUAAGGUUAACGACCGAUGGGGAUAUAAGUGCUGCGAAUCAUAUGACAAAAACUCAGCCUGUUCUAACUUUAUCGCAAAACCCACGGAGAUUAAGAAGAAGAAACGGAAGGAGGUGAGACACAUGACUGGUUUGGCGCAGACGUUGGGUAGUUUGAUUUCGUUACACUAG